AUGGGGGCCGCCCACUGCUGCGCAUCCCACACGGUGAUAUUCGGGUUGCUCACCUUGCUAGUGUAUUCAACAGUCUUUGCUGCAGCAUCAGCAGCAGCAGCAUCAGCAGGGGUAACUCGCGCACCAGACAUGCCCAAUGGACCUUCAAAGAAUGGGGAUGCAGUGUCAGCUGUCGUGCCUCAGGAUUCGGACUCGCCCUCCUUGGGGCACUUUUGGGGAGGCUUCGAGUCGUUGGUAACUGGAAGAGGGAAGAAACAACGACAAGCAUCUCAGCGGUUGGCUGCUACCGCUGGAUUGGUGGCGGUUGUGUGUUUAUCAGUGGCCUUUGUUGUGUUGCAAUGCGCACGAAAGUCAUUGUUUCCGAGAUUGUCUGGCUCUCUGAAUAAAAGGGCUCUCUCGGACUCAGGUUGGCAGCAGAAGGACAUUUGCACUGGAGACGGGGAGGACGAAGGUGAAGGGGGGGCUUGGGGUGGGGUGCCAUGGGAGGAAGUGGAGCCUUCAUUAGGAACGGGAGAGUCCAAGGCUGUCGAGACACUACAGGAAUUGCAGCAUCUUAUGGUUCUUGGGGCGCAAACGGUACAGGCUUUUCCCACUGACAGACAGGCACUUGUGCUUGUGCUGCUGCUUACGGUCGCCUCGCAAGAACUGCUUGUGUUUGCGUUUUAUUCAACUGAAGUAGUAGAGACCGAGCGGCAGGCGACAAUUAAUUUCGUUUGCGAUAUUAUGACAACGUUUCUGCAGCAACUAAGUGAAGAAGUUCUGCGUAGUGAUGUUGCGCAACAAAUAAAUCCAUUAAUGACGAUGUUAGAACUACUUAGAACUUCACCACCGGACAGGACAUCUGAAGAUCUGGAUGUCGAGGCAACCCUCUCUCUCUUUAGAGUUGCACAGGCUAGAAGAACUCUAUCAGAGCUGCUUUUCUGGGUAGGAACGGGAGAUCCGGUUCCCGAAAGCGUGAGCAAAAAGGCCCUCAAACUUGUCGGGUACGCGCGGCAAGCUGGAAAAUCAAGACUCAAAGGGGACUGCUGGCUACGUGAGUGGAUGGGCAUGAUGCAAGAGUUUCUUGGUUUCUACGAGGUUUAUGAACCCUAUGACGAUUAUGACUCUGUAUUUUGCCGCCUGUCAUUGAAAGAAGAAAUGAAAAAGCUUACAGCACGUUUCGGAAGGCUCGGAAGGAGUUUUUUUAGUGCUGUCAGCGUUGCAAAGGGGCUAGAUCCGCCGCCACCGGAAGUUACACUGGGGCCACAUCAUGGGCGUCCCAGGCGCAAAAAAAAAAAAAACCAGCAGCAUCAAGCCCAUCAUCCAGCCCAACACUUCCCCACGAGCAGUGCUGCUUGGAGCACCGGCCCGCAAUCUGUGUCGCAACAGCCCACGGGAAGAGCUAGUGCACCGGCGCAGCCUUCCUGGCUUCUUGGAGGCCCUGACCAGCCAAGCUUACCGACAAAGUCGCCCAAUACGCGCUCCCGUCGCGCGCCCGUACCACCACGGCUUCGUAGGAAAAACCGGGAACAAGAGGAUCCUGCUUCUCACCCUGAGGGCGGGCAUCAGUUCCCUCCUGACUCCGCUCCAAGGGUGCAGCAGCCGAGUCAAGGCAGGCCGCACCAGCAGUCUUUGCCCUCCGCUUCUGCUCCAGUGCCUGUUUUACCACCAGCAGACGCAUCCCCGCUCACACCGGACGACUCUUCAGAGACGGAGGAGCAGGUGGAUGAGCAGCUGGAGGAGCGGCUAUCCGAGCAGAUGGCGCGUAUUUUAACCGUUGCGAGGGGUGUUUGGGGGCAAUCCCCCUUCGGCUCUAAUGGCCCUAGCCAACCCUCUUAUGCUUAUACCGGUGCGGGGAGCUCUGAGCCUCCCCAUAGUACACUGACUGUGCCUCGUCACCAGAGUACUCUUGGACUGGUUGGCGCAGUAUCAGGACAUUCCGGUGACGGCAUAGUGGGACUCAACUCGCAGGGGGCCUCCACCCAACCACACCAUCGUGGAGCCUUUCCUCCACGCCAUCCGUUUUCUCAUUCUACUCACGGGGCGCCUAGCGGAUUCCCUCAGCCGAACUUCCCGGGUUUCCCUUCGCACACUCCACAGCGUGGUUUUACACCUCCCCAACAACCCUCUCGAGGUCCGCUGCCGAAACCACCUUCCAGUCGCAUUGGUACUGUGGGAUUCCUUAGGACUUCUGAGGGUGGGGGCACACAAGGAUUAUUUCCCCCGCACGGUACGCCACAGGCGGGGGACCAAGGUCCUCGAAGGCCUCAUGCUGCUGGAGCAUUUCCAACUUCAGGGCCUUAUGGGCCUGCGGGAGCUCAGCAGCCGCAAGAAGAGGUGGAUGGAUGGCCUAGAGUUCUACCUCCUCACCCACCUCCUCCCUCUAGCGCCACGUGGGGGCCCUUUACACUUGGGGGAGGCGGCAUGCAGCAACCCCAAGAGAGCCAGGGAGCCUCUCCACCUGCUGACGUGACACAGCAGACAGAGGAGGCUUCAGGAUGGAGUCUGUGGGGCGGCAAAGGGAACGGCAACCGGCGAUGGUGA
Molecule: messenger RNA, 2523 nt
Organism: Eimeria acervulina
Lineage: Eukaryota; Apicomplexa; Conoidasida; Eucoccidiorida; Eimeriidae
Exons: 1
Coding region: 1-2523 (840 amino acids)
Source: RefSeq, a predicted model, not a curated record